AGCUGUUACGGUUUGCACUGUGGGUCUCACAGCAGUCCCUCAAUAGGUUCGGGACGUAUGUAGAAACACCCCGCUUGCAGAAAGAUAGCCUCGACAUCGUGAUGGGACCCGGAACCGGAAGUCUCCUUCUGUUUCUGGUCUGCGUGUCGAACCUGGAAGCCGCCAAUAUAUUGUUCCUGUUUUUCCCGAUAUACAGUCACAUGAGGGGUUCUCUGAACGUGGCCAUAGAGCUGGCUUCACGUGGUCACGUGGUAUGGAAUGCUGUUCCAACUAGACUGGCCAAUCACAGGGGUAUGCAGUUACCGGGCGUCAAUAUUCUGAAAUAUGAGUCGGUAGAUGACUUCAACAUUGAAGAAAAGCUACUGGAUCGUGUUGUGAACGAUUACUUAAACAAUACCAACGCACAGGAUCCGUUCGAGGAAGUGAUCCACGUGUCUGAUCUCAUACUGAAGGACGAGAAGCUAUUUAAAACUCUGUCAGAGCUACAUUUCGAUUUUAUUUUAUUUGAUAUCCUACCUCCUGGAAGGAUGCUGGCCAUAAUUGCAUAUAAGCUUGACGUUCCGUUUGCCUUCAUGGGAGCUGGGUUCGAACCCCAUGCUAGUCGGACGCCCUUUGUCCCCUCUGCUCUUCCGUAUCCAAUUUUCGCAUGGACAGAAAACAUGGAUUUUUGGACACGUGUUGCAAAUGUGAUCCUUGUUACCAUGCAUGUGUGGGUAUACGACCCCUUCUCCCUCUAUGGAUGUGUCGCAACUUACGCUCCAGAAAGGCCCUACAUCUCUAUGGAAUCUCUGACAGCCAAGGCCUGGCUUUGGCUAAUUGACCAGGAACCGUUAAUAAACUACAACAGCGCCUUUCUCCCCAAUGUGAAGCAGAUUGGGUCUCUGUCCGCAGUGACACCGAAGCCUCUCCCUGACAAAUAUAAGAAGUUCAUGGACGGAGCGAAGGAGGGUGUGGUCAUUGUUUCUUUCGGAAGUAUUGUGAAAAGUCUUCCAGACACGAUGUCCAAGAAGCUACUGACGGCAUUUUCUAAAACCAACUAUAAAUAUAUUUUCAAAACGGAAAAGAAAGUAAACUUGGGACCUAACAUUUUGUUAACCGACUGGAUGCCACAGUCGGAUCUUCUCGCCCAUCCGAACACAAAACUUUUCAUAACCCACUGUGGGGCUAAUGGUCAGAACGAGGCUUUCUUGCAAGGUGUUCCGAUGAUUGGUUUUCCCAUGUUUGCUGAGCAGCCUUAUAAUGCCAAGAAGUUAGGUUACUUUGGAUUCGGUUUGGAAAUGGAUUUGAAAACGUUUGCUGUUGAUGAUUUGGUGUCAAACAUCAAUGAGGUGAUUCAGAAUUCUUCCUACUCACAGAAAAUCAAGAAAGCUGCCGAAAUCACCAAGCUCCGAGAAAGAAGUCCCAAAGAUGAAGCUGUUUACUGGAUAGAACAUGUGCUCAAAUAUGGCGGCGCCCAUCUGAGGUCGUAUUGUCAGGACAUGUCGUUGUAUCAGUAUUUGUGUCUGGACGUCAUCGGGCUUGUCCUGCUCAUCCUCCAUGUGUGUGUUUUCCUUAUAUGGAAGUCGUGGCGCUAUUGCUUGAGGAAAGCCAGUAAACAGCGAAAACAAAAACGUGAAUAAUGUCUAUGGAAGUCAUGUUGCUCAGUUUGUAGAAGAAUAGCUCAGAUGCCAAAAGCAAAACGUGAAUGAUUGAGAUGGAGACUGAGAUGAAGAUGAAUGAAUGAAUAAAUGAAUAAAUGAAUAAAUGAAUACAUGUAAAUGAAUGACCUUUAUUUUGUCCAAUUGAGAUGAAUAGUACAUAUAUGAAAGCAUCUCAUAUUGUAAUAUUAAACACAUUUACGUAUUCAAACAUAGUCUCUGACAAAGUCUCAGCUUCACAGAUACAGCAGGGCUGUGAAGUCCCAGGAGGUGAUGCAAUGUCAAUAAAUACAGCCCACUCAUUCAGUGACAUGUUUUCAAUGAGUGGUGUGAUUCCACCUAGAAGGGUGGUAAUCUUGAGUUCAUUAUCAUCACAAUCGUUGCAUUGCAUAUGGCUUUCAAUGGUCAUAUUGUCAAACAAACGUUCACUAAGUGCAUUAAACUUAGAUAAUAAACUGCA
Molecule: messenger RNA, 2097 nt
Organism: Haliotis rubra (blacklip abalone)
Lineage: Eukaryota; Metazoa; Mollusca; Gastropoda; Lepetellida; Haliotidae
Product: UDP-glucuronosyltransferase 2A1-like
Exons: 2
Coding region: 102-1619 (505 amino acids)
Molecular function (GO): UDP-glycosyltransferase activity
Source: RefSeq, a predicted model, not a curated record